CCUGAGGAACUCGCGGCCGCCGCUUUACUCUUCACCCCGGAAGUAGUUGUGGGCGUUUGUGACCUUCUGUUGGAGUCGCGGAAGGGUCGCUGGUGCCGUCAGUCAAAUUCAAAUGUGAAAAAGGGGAAAGCCUUGACGAGGAGAGAAGGAGAGGGGGGGUUUCAAGGGAAGACAGCCAUUCCGCCAGGCGAGGAGCCCUUGGCCGCCGUGUUGGUGGCAGAGAGUUUGGGGCGGAUUAAAGAUGUUCGCUAAACGGAAAGCGGUGCUGCCCACUCUCACCAUCACAACCACUGUCGGUGAAGGACCGUCCCCAACCAGGGAGGAUAACGCCGAAGCUAACCUAGAAGCCCUGCAAAAGAAGUUGGAGGAGCUUGAGCUUGAUGAGCAGCAGAAAAAGAGACUUGAAGCCUUUCUUACGCAGAAGGCCAAAGUAGGGGAACUGAAAGACGACGAUUUUGAUAAAAUAUGUGAGCUGGGUGCUGGCAACGGUGGCGUUGUUACCAAAGUGCGUCACAAACCAUCAGGACUUAUUAUGGCAAGAAAGCUGAUUCAUUUAGAAAUAAAGCCUGCUAUACGCAAUCAAAUCAUCAGAGAGCUCCAAGUAUUACAUGAAUGUAACUCGCCAUAUAUUGUAGGCUUUUAUGGAGCAUUUUACAGUGAUGGGGAAAUCAGCAUAUGCAUGGAACACAUGGAUGGUGGGUCUCUGGACCAAGUGCUGAAGGAAGCUGGUAGAAUUCCAGAGGAAAUCCUGGGAAAAGUCAGCAUAGCGGUCCUAAGAGGUUUGGCAUAUUUAAGAGAGAAGCAUCAAAUCAUGCACAGAGAUGUGAAGCCAUCCAACAUCUUGGUAAAUUCUCGUGGUGAGAUAAAACUCUGUGAUUUCGGAGUAAGUGGUCAGCUGAUUGACUCAAUGGCAAACUCCUUUGUGGGAACUCGCUCUUACAUGUCUCCAGAGAGAUUGCAAGGUACCCAUUACUCUGUGCAGUCUGAUAUCUGGAGUAUGGGACUUUCUUUGGUAGAGCUGGCAAUUGGUAGAUAUCCCAUUCCCCCUCCUGAUGGGAGGGAGCUGGAGGCCAUCUUUCAGUGCCCGUUGAUGGAUGGAGGAGGAGAAUCGCACAACACUUCACCCAGGGCUAGACCUCCAGGGCGACCCAUCAGUGGACAUGGGAUGGACAGUAGGCCAGCCAUGGCUAUCUUUGAACUUUUGGAUUACAUUGUUAAUGAGCCUCCUCCUAAACUCCCCAUCGGUGUAUUUACACAAGACUUUCAAGAGUUUGUAAAUAAAUGCUUAUUCAAGAAUCCAGCUGACCGAGCAGACUUGAAACUACUUAUGAGCCACUCAUUCAUCAAACGAUCUGAAGAGGAGGAGGUGGACUUUGCUGGCUGGCUGUGUAAAAUUAUGGGGCUGAACCAGCCCAGCACUCCAACACGCACCGCUGUGUGAGGAACAGCCAACAUCCCUCUUUUCCCCCAACCCCACCCUUUGCACAGCUCCUGUCCUUCUCUGCUGUUGUCUAUCAACCACUACUGAUGUGACUGUGGCAUCAAUUGGGACUCUCCCUGCAUUCAGAAACUAAGUGAGGAGUUUUGCAUCAAGGCAGCAUUGGCAGAUUUUUUUUUUGAAAAAGCAUUGUCUUUCUUUAGCUGGUGAAUUAUUCUUUUGGGUUGGGCUCUUUCCUCCCUCCUUAGUGUCAACACCAGUGAUGUUAAAGGUAUGGUGAUUUAUACUCAGCAACGACUUGCCUUUCGGUCAAGAGGGGCAAUUUUUCACUGCCAAAGUGCAAUGAUUAACUUCACAGAUCUAUGUCACGUUUCUGUCACAGGUGCUCUGCGGGACAGUUAAACUUUUCUUUCAGCUUUUUGUUUUGUUCAAAAUGCUUACCAGAGUAAUGCCAUAUGAUUUUAUUUUCACAAAGGGAUGUAAAUUGAAGUGGCACAGUCAAAAUUAUUCAAAGCUCUAAGUAACGGCUAGGUUGUCAUUCCAGGUAAAGUCUGUGUAAGCCAAAUUUAUUCCAAUUGUUCUUACACUUGAGACCCCUGUGGAUACCUAAUUAAUUAAAGUUUUAAGCAGAUGAGUAUCUUUAAGUUAGCUGAUAUUUUCAGAUUAUUGGUUCCUGUAGUCACGCAUUCAUCCAUAAUCAAGCCACUGAGUAAUUCAAUUCCUUGUUUUGUGUUUUUCUCACAUCACUUCCACAGACACAUUUGAAGGGAGCUGCCAUAGUGGGCACCUGUGUGUUUUUGUUUAAAUGACUGAAAUGUCUUUUGUUGGAGCAAAUUUCUCAAAUGCAUGACUGACCAUGGGUGGAUAUUUUGUUCAGUAAAAAGGUGCAUGCUAUAUUUAAAGAAGAUAUUACCUUAACUGUGUUUCUCUUUUACAUGUUUAAUAAGGGUGCCUUGUGGUUUUUAUCCAAAUGGAAUCAUUGGUAUUAUUCUGGCAGUUUAAAGUAUUGAACUAAGUAAGUGGCAGUUCACCAGAAUGACUCUUCUGCUAUAUUAAUCAGUGACCAGCUUUGGGCAUUCAUUCUCCAUUAAAACAUCUGAAGAUUUAUAGGUGUUUCCAGGUAGGCAACAGAGUGAAUACAAUUACAAUUUCUUGGCAUUACAAGAGUAAUUCAAUAAUGCACUUGAAAGGGUAGGAGUACCAGUCCCUUGGGAUUAUUGGUGUGGGGUUAGUAAUUGGCUAGAGUGAGUAGGAGUGCCAAUCCCUUUUCUGCAACUAGUUUAAUUUUUCAAAAUGGACUUCAAAAAGACUUCCUUUUACUUUGUAGUAACUUGGAAGUGUCAGGGUCACCCUGCAUAUUUCAUUGUUGUACUAUUCAGCACUUUCGUUUACUACUUUCAACGAUUCCACUAAUCCUAUAAAAAAUUGGAAUUAGUUUUAAGUGGCUGAUGAAUUCACUUUCUUCUGACAGUUCUGAGUUGGCUGAGAGAUUAUUGGUGAGUUUUGAAUCAGAAUUUUGAUCCUUCUCCACAACAAUUCACCCACUUUGCACAUUGUGAUUGCAGUAUCUGCAGCAAAGAGCAGUGAAAGAUUUGAUAGUGCUAAACUGGUUAGACAGGUUUAAAACAAAUUUGCAAAGGAUUUGCAAUCAUGGAAAUACAGUCAAUUAAAUUUGAUUUUGUCCUCCUCUUUAAUGUGGCACUUGGUUCUCCUGACCAUUUAGUCAUGUUGAGUUUGAAAGCAGUUUGUGGGGAAUUCAGUUUCUGAAAUCAGCUAAAGGAAGGCACUGUUUUCUUUUUCGAUCCAACCUGUUUUUCCUGAGUUGUAAAAUGUUUAGGCUUCCUAGUUUUUGUACAAAAAGCAAAAAAAAAGUUUUACUUGUGUUUCUGUUCUUAAUUCUGAUGUUUAGUUCACUUUUUAAAAUGCUUUUAAUUUGCUGCUUCACUGCAAGAUAUGGUUUGUAAGCCAGGGAAGAGUUUGCUUCUGAAGAAUAGGGGUUUGAUCUUUGCGAGCACUGGCUUUCCAAAUAGUCUGUUACCAUUGCGGGUAAAUUGUGUAAAACAUACUGUGACGUUCCCCUGACUUGCAGCAUUUACUUCAGCCCCUAGUCAAGAAACCUGUCUGCUGGUUUUCAGGCUUACUACGGUAAAUCCUUCUUAUAGUUUUAUGUACUGUAUUAAUCUGAAAUCUCCUAAAUGAGACAAAAUCUAGUUUGUUUGUGAAGUAUAUGAUUCACAAUUUAGUGCUGCUUAGAGUUGUGCACUUGUGGUGCUCAGUUUGGUUCAAGAAUAUUCUUGUUGGUCGCUGUAGACCCAAUAGCUUGUUAAUUAACAAUUUUGCAGAUGCAAUAUAAUUGGCCAAGUAGUGACCAUUUUAACUCCUAAGCACUCCAAGGGGCCAGUCAACCAAAGUAAUGCAUACAAUUAUCACCACUUACAGGAAGAAAAGUCAACUCUUAACACUGGGCAAGAAUUGUAUAGAUGGAAAAUUCCAAGCAAUGGGAGUAAUGCUGAUACCCAAACCCUUUAGUUUUAUGGGCCAUUAUGCCUAUUGGAGUAUACCUUCUCUAGUUUCAUUCUUUUAACUAGAACACAUUACUUUUCAUGAUUCUGAAUCAUAUUAAUAUUCUGUUUUCAACUUGGGCUGAAUGAAGUCAGUUGUGAAACAAAAAAUGCCAAGUUCUUAGAAUCUUUCACACACUUCAAAGAAAAACUACUCUCAAAAUUACUUGUAGGUUGUGUCUCGCUUAACAAUUUUGUGACUGAACUGUACAGCGGGCCAAGUGCUUUUGAGGCAAACUGAACCCUAAAUGUACUUCUCGGGGAUUAUGAAUCUGUUUCAAAGUGCCUGGGGGAAAAUAAUGAACUUAAUUUAAAAAAAUAAGUUCGAUCUACUGAGGCGUCGAAGGUAAAAGAAACGCACUGUGAUUAGAAUAACGGAGUUGAGUUUUGUGCUGGGAUAUCACUUCUUUGUGUUGUGCUCCGUAUAGUUGUCUAUGGAUUGCCCAUGCCUAUGCCAUUAAAUAAAAGAUACAUGUAAGCUGUUACUGUUAAGGCACUGGUGCAUAUUGGUGUAUGUCACUGUAUCGGGUUUAUAAUGUUGUGUUCAUGCACUUGUUCCCUUUUGUGAAGCCUGUGGGCAUCUUGUGCUACUGGUUGUGGUUAGCUCUUUUUAAAAACAGUGUCACUUUGUGAUGUGCAAAAUAGAUUUGGCUUCUUACAAAAAAUAAUCACCAGUAGCACGAGUUCUAUUCUGAUUGUUUUUAGCUUUUUUUUCUUAAGAUUUUGCCAAGCAAAUGAUGUGGACUGAAUGUAUAAUUUAAUCAUUUGUUGCAAAAAGUUAUUAAAACUGAAGUGACAAUU
Stegostoma tigrinum is the source of this 4800-nucleotide messenger RNA. It is a transcript of the gene map2k2a, whose product is annotated as mitogen-activated protein kinase kinase 2a. Gene Ontology annotation, biological process: protein phosphorylation. The transcript has 11 exons. Gene Ontology annotation, molecular function: ATP binding; protein kinase activity. NCBI's taxonomy places the organism in Eukaryota, Metazoa, Chordata, Chondrichthyes, Orectolobiformes, Stegostomatidae. The record is from RefSeq and is a predicted model, not a curated record. The coding region runs from base 242 to 1441 and encodes 399 amino acids.